Xenopus laevis (African clawed frog) is the source of this 946-nucleotide messenger RNA. Its product is annotated as fish-egg lectin. Lineage: Eukaryota; Metazoa; Chordata; Amphibia; Anura; Pipidae. The record is from RefSeq and is a predicted model, not a curated record. The transcript is spliced from 4 exons. Bases 60 to 833 code for a protein of 257 amino acids.
UAUAUGAGAGAAGGAAUUUAUAGUCCAAAUUGUUCUUUUAUCUCAACCCAAAAGACAACAUGCUGCUCCUCAUCUUCCUACAAUUGCUCUACACCGGAGCCGCUGCAGAAAUGUCCUGCACAGUAAUGCCCGGGAAGCUGAAACAGCUGGAUGCUGGGAAUGGAGAGGUUUUUGGGGUGUCAGAAGAUAACAAGAUAUACUUCUGGCACUUAAACAGCUGGACACGCAUUUCAGGGAACGCUUCACAUGUGACUGUGGGACCAGCAGGAAUUUGGGCAGUCGAUCCCGAAAACUACAUUUACAGGCUGCAGGAUUUUGAGUGGAUACAAGUAUCAGGACUCUUAAAGCAAAUUGAUGCUGGGGGUGAUAAAUUCGUAGCUGGAGUAAAUGCUGAAGAUAAUAUUUACUGCCUAAACGAGCACAGAUUAAUGGGAACUGCCUUAAUCUUCACCCAAAUCAAAGGGAGCCUCAUGUAUUACAGUUGUGGUCCCCUGGGCUGCUGGGGUGUUAACAACAUCCAUGAGAUCUAUUUCUGGAACAAUGUGUCACCAACAUCUUGCCAGGCAACAGGGUCUGAACAAGUGAAUGGAAUUCUUGUCAUGGUGGAGGUGGGAACAGACGGAUCAGUGUUUGCUGUGAAUCAUGAAGGCAAAGUUUACAGAAGAGUGGGUAUCAGCCCUAAGAAGCCUGUGGGAACCCAAUGGAAAGAAUUGGAUCUUUAUAACAGUUUCAAACAUGUCAGCUACGAUGCUGGAUUCCUGUGGCUCAUUGCUGAGAAUGGGCGCGUCAUUAGAUGUCCCUAUCCUGAGUCUAUACUGUCAAGCCUGUUGUAAACCCAGAGAGCUCACAGUAAACCCUGCUUUAAAUAGUCACACAUAGGGGGUUAUUUACUAAACUCAAAUUUUUCUGGUCGCACUUUUAAAGGAACUGGGUAAAUAGAUAGGCU